Messenger RNA from Chara braunii, 859 nucleotides. The record is from the annotation of a GenBank genome assembly. NCBI's taxonomy places the organism in Eukaryota, Viridiplantae, Streptophyta, Charophyceae, Charales, Characeae.
GGGGGAGGGACGCUACCAGUAGAAUGAUAUACUCGAAUGCGGUUGUGUGAAAUACGAUGGGAUCAAGCUCGGAGUCAGAGUUUGAGGAAGAGGAGCAAGAGGAAGCGAUGAAUUCAGAUGGAAUGGAAAAUGAAGAGGAGGGAGGGAGAGAAGUAGAUGAUGGAGACACAGAGGAGGAAGAAGAAGGUGAAGAGGGGGAGGGGGAGGGGGAGGAGGAGGAGGAGGAGGAGGAGGUAGAAAUGGGAGAAGAAGAGGAAGCUGCAGCGGACUCGGAGAACGAAACUGACACAAGGGUACAGGAGGAAGAAUCGGGGGGAGGUGAAGCAGAGACAGAGCAGCAUAGUGAGGCAGAGGAGCAUAGUGAGACAGAGGGGAGAGAAGAGGAGAGGGAGGAGGAAGUAGAGGAGAGAGAGCAGGAGGGAGAGGAGGAAGAAGAGGAGAGAGAAGAGGAAGCUGAGGAGGAAGCUGAGGAGGAAGCAGAGGAGGACAGUGAGGUGGAAUCUAGAGGUGAAGAGGGUCCGGGAGAGGCCGGAGUCUUGGGUGAAGAAGAGGAAGAAGAGGAGGCAGAGGCAGAGGAAGAAGCAGCUGGAUCACGUUCACGAGAGGAUGAUGAAGACGAGGAAGACGAGGAAGAGGACGAUGACGAGCAGAACGAGUAUGAAGACGAUGGGUUCCUUGUCAACGAGGAUGAGGAGGCAGAGGAGGAGGAGGAGGGUUCUAAAAGGAGUGAUGGUGAAGAAGAGGAGGUCCGCCGCAAGAAGAAGAAGAGAAAGAAGAGGUAGGAAGCAAACACACUGAUUACAUUACUGCUUGCUUUAACACUUCUUGACAUCCUUGACUGGUCCUGCAGCUUUCGUGU